AACAACCAACAACAACAAGAACAACAACCAGCCAGAGAUGGAACAACAACAACAACAACAACUCAUCAACAAACUAUCAACACCCUCACUCUCAACAAACAACCAAAACAACAACCACUCAAAACGACUACAGAUCAGCUCACUCUACAACCAACACAAACACAGACUACACUCACUACUACCCAAACCACAACCAACUCACAUUCAACAACAACCACCACCACCACCACAACAGCAAGAACCAUCAACAAACAGACUCUCACCAGAACCAUUCGACUCUCUCAUCAACAAGCACUUCACAUCAUCCAUCCUACCCGGACUCAGCUCAUCAGCAUUCCCAAGCUCAUCAGCAACAGACCCAAUCAUCCCAGAUGCACAACUAGAGGACGGCCCACUACUCAGAGCUCAACUCUCCGGACUAGAACAUCGUGCCUCACUACUCAAGAAAUCAAUCAAACCACUCAUCAAAGUAUUCGAACUCAUCCAUCAGAACCUCUGCACCAGCCUAGAAUCCGAUACCCGUCUCGAUCAAGCACUAGAAAUCCUCGACGAAACUACUCCAGCUUGCUUCAGACCACUCAAAGAGAUCUACUACAAAUCCGCAAAACUACAGAAUAGGGCAAUCGACCUCGAACGCAAGGAACGAUUGGAACUCCAGAUCUUGGACCCUCUCCGUCGGAUGUCAAGUAACCUCAAAGAGAUCAACCAAAAGAAGAAAUCGUUUAUCCAUCAAGCCAAACUAUACGAUGAAACGCUUCAGAAGUUUCUAUCGAUCAAAUCUGAGGGUGAAGCGGAGAUGAAGAAGAUGGAACAGAUGAAAGCCAAGGUCGAAUUUGCGCGAAUAGAGUAUCAUCAUUGGAUCUAUGAACAGGCGGUCUUCCAGGAGGUCGAAGUACUCGAGCUCCUAACAGAAUAUAUGUUCUCAGAACAUGCCUGCAGAAGAUCCCCCACCUCAUCAGAGACAGAUACCAUCGGAAUCGAACUAAUCCAUCUCAGACAGGAACUAGCCAUCCGACACAUCGAACGCGAGACUCAACGGAGAGCCAUGGAGAACCAUCGACAGGCCUGGAGAAACAAACUCGACAGCUUCCUCCAAAGCUCUACUACUGCCGAUCACCAUGCACGUCUUUUGAACACUUCAGAUACACCACCCAAAGCCAAGCUCAUGAUCCGCACCACUUCUGCCUUCGAUCAUCUUCACUCCAAUCCAUCCAGCCAUCGGACCCACGAAUUGGGUGAAAAACUGCGCGGGUUCGCAUUAACAUUGACUGGGAAAGCCUUCGGAAGCGAGGAAGGGAUUACGAGCUCGAGCCCUCGAGGACGUAAGAACUUAGCCAUCCCAAACUCUCUAGCAAUGGCCAUCAGUCCGUCGAUCGAAAGCGAUGAACAGUUCGAAGAUCAUUCGAUCAAAAGGAUGCGAUCGUGGUCGGCUAACGUCCAAAGAAAGAAAGAAGGCUUCCUACUUUCCUGUACCAAAUCAUUAGCAGCUGGAGGUCCAGUCCAACGACAUCAUCAUCAUAAUCAGCAGCAUCAUCCAACCGAACAAUCACAAGGGACUGGAGGAAUCCCGAACGGCUCCGAUGGCGUUCGAAGUUGGAAGAAACUUUGGUGCGUAUUGGCGGGUGGUGAAUUGCGCGAAUACAAGGGAGACGAAUUGGUGGACCCUCAUCGAUCUGGUAUCGAUCUUCGCUACGCGAUGGUCCGCCCUCGUAAGGGUAAAGCCGAACGUAAGUUCAGCUUCGAGGUCGUCACGACUAAGUUUGUCAGAGUCUAUCAAGCUUUUAGCUUGUUAGAAAUGCAUGAAUGGGUCGCCGCUAUCGAAGGGUCUAUCGAAAGUAUUCUCAACAGUUCGACUUCGGCUAAGACGGCCAGACCAAAGCCAGGAGGAGAACAGGCGCGAAUAGCCACCUUGACGAUCCCUAAGUCGAAGCCAGUGAUCAGUUCGAUAGCCGUCAGAAGGCUCGAAAGUGAUUAUCCAGCUGAGGGAGUGAUCGGGAAGACCAAAGCGGUAAGCAGUAACACCCGAAAGAAAAGGGCGAAUACUGUAGCUCAUCAGGAAGGAGGUUUACAAGUCGAAUGGAAGCCUAUCGGCGACUCCUCUUCCCUCCUCCAUCAUCGCUCCGCCCCCUCCGAUCUUCCUCACCAUCUUCCUCCGCCCGCUAGACUCUGGAGCCCUCUGCCCAGCGAUCAGGACGACCAUUCUCCCCGCUCUCGAUCGCUCACCGUCGAGGAAGACUUGGAGUCGUCUCAGCCGUCCGUCCCCGUCAGACCGGAUGAUCAAGCUCGGGCCAAACGGCGAAUGAUUGAAGAGGAUGAUGAUAAUCGUCGGUCGGUUACCGAUGAAGGAGAUGAAGAAGAUGAAGAAGAAGAUGAGGAGGAGGAGGAAGGUGAUCUGGGAGACGAAGAAGAAGACGAAGAAGAGGAGGAGGAAGAAGAAGAAGAGGAAGAGGAAGAGGAGGAAGAGGAGGAGGAACAACCACAAGAAGACGAAGAGGAAGAAGGAACGAUGUACGAACGGAACUGGACCGAACUGGAUAACCUUUCGCACCGAUCGAGCUGUGCUGAAUGCGGAAAACCCAAUCCGCGCUGGGCGUCGUACUCUUUGGGGAUCCUGAUCUGCAUCAAUUGUUGUGGGAUCCAUCGCGGAAUGGGCACGCAUAUCAGUAAGGUUCGAAGCUUGGAUUUGGAUGAUUGGAAUAAUGAGCAGAUCCGGCAGAUUCGGGUCGUCGGCAACCAGAAAUCGAAAGCGUUUUGGGAAGCUUCGUUGCCGAAAGACUUUCACUUAACUCCUUCGAAUAUCAAACAAUUCGUUCAUGAUAAAUAUAUUCAUAAGAAAUUCAUUCCGAAGAACACGAAUUAACUGGUUUGUUUCUUAGUUCAAUUUGCAUCUCCAUCUGCUCCCAUCUCCCACAAUUUUCUUUUCUUCUCUUUUCUUUUCGAAAAACACACACACCUACUUUUUUGCCCUUUUUCAUUUUUUUUUUCUUUCUACACAUAUCUUCAUCCUUGCUUAUCCUUAAAAGUUAUAAAAUAAUGCUUACUAUAAAAUAGUCAUUUCACUUCACUUUUCCCCCUCUCUCUAUCUAUUCAUCAUCAUUAUCAUCAUUAACCAUAUAUUACUACCAACCCUCCUCGAUUUUUUCUUCUUCUUACACCAAUCAACCAAUCCAAUCCAAUCCAAAUAUCUAUAAUAUAAUGUUAAUCCAAUCGAUUUAUUUCAUUCAUAGAAUUGUAUAAUUUAUCUGCUCGCACUUACUUAUAUGUACUUUGUCCCAGUCCAAAAACCAAACCAAAAUUCUUAACCACUUCUCUCUCUUAUUUUUACAAACCCAAUAGCAAUAGUAUCAGCAGUAGUGGUUUGGCUAAAGAUAGUCUGUUGCAGAUAGCAGCACUAGUAUUAACAGUAGUAACAGUGGUAGUCACAGUGGUAGUUGUAGGAACAGUAGGCAGUAGUAGUGCUAUAUGGGUAGUCUAUGUAUGGAGCUGUACUGGUGGUGCUUGGUGUGAUAACCUAUGGCUUUGUUGUUGUAUUGUAUCAAAAAUGGCAAUAUAGAUGUGUUUUCAUGAAGGGUUGGAGCCUCC
Messenger RNA from Puccinia graminis f. sp. tritici CRL 75-36-700-3, 3582 nucleotides. RefSeq lists its product as uncharacterized. NCBI's taxonomy places the organism in Eukaryota, Fungi, Basidiomycota, Pucciniomycetes, Pucciniales, Pucciniaceae. Gene Ontology annotation, molecular function: GTPase activator activity. The transcript has 6 exons. The coding region runs from base 38 to 2860 and encodes 940 amino acids. The record is from RefSeq and is a predicted model, not a curated record.